This is a messenger RNA of Physeter macrocephalus (sperm whale), 3141 nucleotides long. It is a transcript of the gene CSGALNACT1, whose product is annotated as chondroitin sulfate N-acetylgalactosaminyltransferase 1. Gene Ontology annotation, molecular function: glucuronosyl-N-acetylgalactosaminyl-proteoglycan 4-beta-N-acetylgalactosaminyltransferase activity. Gene Ontology annotation, cellular component: Golgi cisterna membrane. Bases 95 to 1669 code for a protein of 524 amino acids. The record is from RefSeq and is a predicted model, not a curated record. NCBI's taxonomy places the organism in Eukaryota, Metazoa, Chordata, Mammalia, Artiodactyla, Physeteridae. The transcript is spliced from 7 exons.
UCCCUGCGGUCUAGUCCGGGGACGCCCCUCGCGGGCCGGGCGGCCUGGGAUGAGCGCCGCGGCCGCUGGGCGCGUGGCUGAGCCCUGAGCGAGGAUGGUGCGCCGGGGGCUGCUCGCGUGGGUCUCCCGGGUGGCGGUCUUGCUUGUGCUUCUCUGCUGCGUCGUCUCCGUCCUCUACAUGCUGGCCUGCACGCCAAGGGGCGACGACGAGCAGCUGGGGCUGCCCAGGGCCAGCGGCCCCACGGGGAAGGACGGGUACCAGGCGGCCAUGCAGGAGUUGGAGGAGCGUCACCGCGACUACAUCAGCAGCCUCAAGAGGCAGAUCGCGCAGCUCCAGGGGGAGCUGCAGGAGAGGAGCGAGCAGCUCAGGACCGCGCAGCAUCUGGCGGGGGACCCCGCGGGCCCCCCCGGGAGGGCCCAGGCCGACCUGCUGGCCUUCCUGCGCUCCCAGGUGGACAGGGCGGAGGUGCACACCGGCGUCAAGCAGGCCACCGAGUAUGCUGCUGUGCCCUUUGACAGCUUCACCCUGCACAAAGUGUACCAGCUGGAGACGGGCCUGACCCGCCACCCCGAGGAGAAGCCCGUGCGCAAGGACAAGCGGGACGAGCUGGUGGAGGUCAUCCAGCUGGCCGUGGAGGCCCUGAACAGCCCGGCCGAGAGCAGCCCCGACCAGCGUCCUUACACGGCCUCGGACUUCAUCGAAGGGAUCUACCGCACAGAAAAGGACAAAGGCACUUUGUACGAGCUCGCGUUCAGAGGGGACCACAAGCACGAGUUCAGACGCCUUGUCUUGUUCCGGCCGUUUGGCCCCAUCAUGAAGGUGAAGAAGGAGGAGCUGAAUAUGGCCGGCACGCUGGUCAAUGUCAUCGUGCCACUGGCCAGGAGGGCGGACAAGUUCCGGCAGUUCAUGCAGAAUUUCAGGGAGAUGUGCAUCCAGCAGGAUGGGAGAGUUCAUCUCACCGUCGUUUACUUUGGAAAAGAAGAAAUGAAUGAGGUCAAAGGAAUACUUGAAAACACUUCCAAAGCCGCCAACUUCAGGAACUUCACCUUCAUCCAGCUGAAUGGGGAGUUCUCUCGGGGAAAAGGGCUGGACGUGGGCGCCCGCUCCUGGACGGGGCGCAACGUGCUGCUCUUCUUCUGCGACGUGGACAUCUACUUCACCUCCGAGCUCCUCAACACCUGCAGGCUGAACACGCAGCCAGGAAAGAAGGUGUUUUAUCCGGUCCUUUUCAGUCAGUACAAUCCUGGCAUAAUAUACGGCCAUCAUGACUCGAUCCCUCCCUUAGAGAAGCAGCUGGUCAUAAAGAAGGAAACUGGGUUCUGGAGAGACUUCGGGUUCGGGAUGACGUGCCAGUACCGGUCCGACUUCAUCAACAUAGGUGGGUUCGACCUGGACAUCAAAGGCUGGGGUGGCGAGGACGUGCACCUUUACCGCAAGUACCUGCACAGCAACCUCAUCGUGGUGCGGACGCCCGUGCGGGGCCUCUUCCACCUCUGGCACGAGAAGCGCUGCGUAGACGAGCUGACGCCCGAGCAGUACAAGAUGUGCAUGCAGUCCAAGGCCAUGAACGAGGCAUCCCACGGGCAGCUGGGGAUGCUGGUCUUCAGACACGAGAUAGAGGCCCACCUCCGCAAACAGAAACAGGAGACAAGGAGCCAGAAAACAUGAACUCCCAGAGGCCCAUGUGGGGAGAUGGUUUAUUUUUUUCCUUUUGCAAUUACCAAAUGAAUGGCUGCAACAAGGAAAAGAUUGCCCUGAAGGGCAAGAAAAGAAUUUGACUGAUGAAAAGAAUUUGAUUAGUAAAGCAGGCGAGGGGAGAGCCUCCUGUUUUCCUCUGCCUGUUUAGCUUCUGCAACCUGGCCUGCAAAAACAGCCCAAACUCACCCGUCCGGUGUCUGACAAAGGCGGCCUGAUCGUGAGAUUGUGAGCCUAAUGGUGUGUUUACAGCAAAGCAAGAGCUGUUUUCUAGGCUUACUGAAAUAUUCAUGAACGAAGACCAGUUUUGUAAAAGUUCAUUAGAAUGGAAGGCCAGCACAUCCCUCCCCAUCUGAGUGAUUAUCAGCGGGGCUGUAGUGUCUGGGAUGCUGAAAUGUCAGGAGGCCGGUGAGGAGAGACCCUGUGAAAUUCAAAGAUACACUCAUCGUGAUCUUUGUGAAUAUAUCAAGCAAAACCAAAUGGACUAAAAGCGAAAAAAACCCCAUAGCUAUUGUAUCAUCUCCGCCCAAGAUUAACCAGAAAUAACCUGCUCAUCCAUCUUUUUGGUUGUAGUUUUAACAAUCUCUGUUAAUUUUAUUUAAAAUGCACUUUUUUGGCUUAUGAGUUAUAUUCUGCUUAUUUAAUUACCAGUUCGCAAGCCUUACUAAGAGAGCAUAAGUUAGCUACAUUUUUGCAUUUUUUUGAGAAGAUACUUUUAGCUGCAUUAUGAGAACUUUCCGUUCAGAGCAUCGGAUUGUUACCCACAUCCGAGGACGUGGCAGGCACUGACCCUGCGGGCACUGGACGGCAGACGGUCAUCGUGGGGAAGGCGUGGCCUGGGGCUGCUGGCCGAACGAGACACACGGAUACUUCAUCUGAAGAGUAUUUCCAGAGAGGAGCAACUGAACACUGGAGGGAAAGGAAAAUGUACUUUUUACCUGAACAGAAAAGGAAACAUUCAGACUGGUGAUAGAAGUCAGAAAACACAUUUUCUCCUCAGGGGAACUGGGAACCACUUUCUUACCUGUUUAAAUAAACCAAAGCAGACUGUGCGAACCAAACAUUCUCCUUUCCAAGCAGGGUGCUGUUCCUGGCUUCUGGCUUCCACGAGAGGAAACGCAGGAAAAUGUCUUUUGUGAAAGGUCACUCCAUCCUCCGGCAUCCAGCGGGACGGAGGCUUGUGCUGUGUGUUCACCCACCCCAGCCAAGGGGCAGUAACUAAUUAUUUUUUAAAUUAAGCUGUUCUACCCAGUCAACCAAGAUGCUUCUGAAAAUUGCCUUUUAUUAUAGUUUCCAACUAUUAAAAAAAAAUAAACGCAGUUAACAUUGAGUGGUUUCUACAUUCAUGUGAAAAUUAUUUAUUAGCCAGCACCAGAUUCAUGAGCUAAUUAUCUCUCUAGGUCCUUGCCUUCUGUUUGCCCACAGUCGACUCAUUGUUUAAAAGC